Porites evermanni is the source of this 345-nucleotide messenger RNA. The record is from the annotation of a GenBank genome assembly. NCBI's taxonomy places the organism in Eukaryota, Metazoa, Cnidaria, Anthozoa, Scleractinia, Poritidae.
AUGGCUGCCAGGUUAAUAAGAAAUACUCCGCGGUAUUGUCAGAUCACACCUGUACUGUAUCAGUUGCACUGGUUACCAAUAAGUGUCAGGAUUAAAUUCAGGGUGAUACUUAUAAGGUUUAAAGCAACACAUGGACUGGUUCCAUAUCAUAGACAAAAUUUAACCAAAGUCAUGGAGAAGUCCUCCCACAACCUUGGGUCAAAUGAUGAACUGUUUCUGGCUCCACCGACGUUCAAGUCUAAAAAGAUCUUAGGCGACAGGGCUUUCCAAGUGGCUGCGCCAACUCUAUGGAGCAAACUUCCAAGUGCAUUAAGAAUUGAAACAAGCUUGAAGCCUUUCAAAGCU